This is a messenger RNA of Cinara cedri, 3788 nucleotides long. Lineage: Eukaryota; Metazoa; Arthropoda; Insecta; Hemiptera; Aphididae. The record is from the annotation of a GenBank genome assembly.
UUUUUUAAAACCUUAUCAUUAUAGCUAAUAAUUCAUAUUAUCAUCAUAAUCAUGUUGCCAUGUUAUUUUUGGUAAUAUGUAUAAUUUUUUACAUUAUUAGUAACAUAUGCUAUAGUAAAUUAUGUAUAAUAUAUAAUAUAUAUUUACAUUUAUAACAUAUAUUUAUAACUGUAAAUAAUUAUUAUUACAGUGUAUAGGUGAUCAACAAGGUGCACUAAUGGGUCAAAUGUGUUUUUAUGCAGGCCAAGCCAAAAGCACAUUUGGAACUGGAUGUUUUCUAUUAUAUAACACUGGGAAUAAGGUAAUAAAUUUAAAAACCAAUAUUUUAAAAUUUAUAAUAAAAAUAUAAAUGUGUUUUCCUAUUGGUACUCAGGUUACCUAACUCCAUAUUGUCUGAGAUUAACUAUCUGGGACAGUUUUCUCUGAACAUUGAAUACAAAUUAUGAUUAUUUGGUAGCAUUAAAAAUAUUCCUAGUUAGUAUAUAUUUAUAAUUUCUACAAUUUUAUGAAACAAAAUAAAAUAUCAAAUACUUACGGUUUUUUUGAUACAACUAGGUACUUAAUAUUAUAGUUAAAUAAUAUAAAUGUAUGUAUUUUACUUUUCCAACUACGACAGUGGUAUACCCAUCAUCAAUACCAGUUCUUUUAGAUUCUGAAUAGGAUUGAAAUAUAUUGGUUUUACAAAGAUGUUUAUAUUAUUUUUAUUUUUUUAUACUGUACAAAGUACCUGUACACGCCUUACUGGAAGAGUGACUGGUUCAGUAUAAUAAAAUUAUAUAGUAGGGUAGAUUACGGAAAUUUAUUUCCUUCCUUUUCUUUAGUAUCUAUUAUUUAUAUGGUUGUCUAUUUUUAAAUUCAAAUUGCAUUAAUUUUUAAUCAACAAAUCAAACAAAUUAAUAUAUUGGUAUAAUGGUACCUAUAGUUAAUAAAUCAUUAAAAAACUUGAGCAUAUACAAUAUCUUUUUUACAACAAAACCUAUAUUUGAACCACUACUAUAAUAUGUAGUAAGUAAAAUCUGGUAAGAUUAGUACCUAAAUAGUAAAUAAAUUAAUAAUAGUUACCGGUUGAAGUUAGGUUCAUGCGAUAUUCAUAUUAACUUAUUAUAUAUAUUUGUUUAUAGUUUUUUUUGUAUUCUAUAGUCUUAUAUCUAUAUAGUAAAAACAUUUAUUUUUAUAAAUCUAAUCGAAAAAAAUUAAAAUUUAUAAUCAUAAAUAGGUAAGUAAAUUUUGAUUUUUGUAAAUAAGCUGCAUACGAGUAUGACGCCCCUAAGUUGGCCACCUCUGUAAUAUAUUGUAUAGUCAUUUUGUUAUAUCUGUGUCUCCCCCAUAAUAUAGGUACCAAAAAAAAACAUUCUUCCAUGAUAGUGACUCUCUAGUUGAAUUUAGGGUAAACCUUUUAUAUUAAGUAUUUUACAUAAAAAAAAAAAGAAUAGAUAUAUACUUAGGUAUUUAUUUUAUGAAUGGUUUUUUUAAUAUUUAAAUUUCUUAAUAAGUUAUUAAUAGUUAACAUUUUGAGAAAGUAAGUUAAAAUACACUUUUUUGAUUAAAACAAAUCAUUCAUAGGAUUCAUAUUAAAUACUCUUCUUUAAAAAAUGAAUAAUAGGUCCCUUCACCCUAAACUCAAUCAAAGAGUUUCAAUAGUGGAAAUACGAAGUGUUUUUGUCACUAAAUUACCAGUGAGUUAGACAAUGAAAACAAAUGUUAAUGAUGAUUAUUCUUAAUAUUAAAAUAUAAUAUACUUUAAACAGUGCGUACAUCUAUGGUUGAAACUACAUCUUAUGGGGCUGCCUUAGCGGCUGGCAUUGCUGUUGGUGUAUGGAAUAUAAAUGCCAUCAAAUCUGAUUGUGAUACAUUUUCUCCGACUAUAUCUGAAGAAGGUAAACAUUUUGUAUAAUGUUGCUAAACAUCAAAUCUCUAUUCAAUAUUGUUAUUACACUAUUAGUGAUAUGUUAAGGAAAUAAUGUAAACAUUUCUAAGUAGGUAUCUUUUACUUGUAGACUAUUAUAUAGAGUAUGCAUCUGGAGGAAGAGGACAAGAAGUUUAUGGGACUAGACAAGUAAUGACAAUAAGUAGUGAUAUAAUAAGGAGAUUAAAUGUUUAAAGCUUUUACUUAGAAAAAUACCUAUAACUUAUAGGAAUGCAAAACAUAGGAUUAAGUGUUGUUAGAUUAAGUGGAGAGAAGCAUCAAGUGACUUUCAAUAAGGCUAAAGGGUAUGUUCUGCAAGAGUGUAGAGUUUAAUGAGACCGAUUAUGUUGUACAGUUUGGAGUGCUGAGCAGUAGGUAGAAAAAUAGAAUAGAGAAUAAAUGUAUCAGAGAUGAGAGUACUUAGGUGAAUAAGUGAAGUGAUAAAAGAAAAUUAGAUAAUAGAUGAGUACUUAAGAAUUAGCUUACAUAUGUCUUUGAUAGUAGAAAAAUGAGAAAAAAUAGGCUUAAAUAGUUUGGACAUAUUACCAGGAGAGGAAUCAGAAGCAGUAAGAAUGGUAAUAAAAAUGAAUAUAGGAGAAAACAGGGGAAGAGAAAUUAAAAAGUGGUGGUUAGAUUGUUAGAUGUGGUUGAUAUAUAGACAGCCAGUGUGUGUAUAAAUAUUAUUGUAGAUUGAUUAAGUAGAAAUUUAGGAGGAGAGUGGCUAACCUCAAAUAGUUAAAAUGAAGGUAAAAGGAAGAAGAAAAAGAAGUACCUAUUUACUUCCAAAAAAUUUGUAUUUGUAUUUUUUACAUGUAUCUAUUUAAGUAAAUUUUGAUUAUAAUUGAUUAUAAACAAAUUUAUAUAAUGAUUUAAGGUGAGUGCACUUGUAUUAAUAAUUAUUAUAAUUUCACAAAAUAAUUAAUUGAUUAAAUUUGAAUUUAAUAACUUCCUAUAAAUAUUAAUUUGGUACCUAUAGAACUUUAAAUAACAAAAAUAUUUUACAAAAUAUCUAUGUAAUCAUUUUUUAUUUUAGAACAAACUUCAAAGUACCAUAAAUGGAAAGAAGCAAUUUAUCAAAGUGUUGGGUGGAGCAAAAAUGAUGAAGAGGAAGAUGACUGUGAAGGAUUUUUGAAUCAUUAAAAGUAGACUUUAUUAUUAGUAUGAAUACCUUUAGCUUUAUUUUUUCAUAUGUUCAGUUAAAUAUUGAAAAUUAUUAAUACUGUAAUUAAGACAGAUUUAUUAGAUUUAUAAGACAAACAAUUAUGGAUUUUUUUAAAAUCAGAGGAUUAUUCUCAAACUUUUAUAGAUAACAUAUGUAUUCAAAAGAUUCUCAUGACCCCAUAAAUAUAUAAUAUAUUAUAUUUAUUUUAUUAUUUAUUAUUACUUAAUAAUUGUAUUCCUUAGGAAUAUAAUAUUAUAUUGUUUAUUAUGGACUAUGGUUUAUUUAAAUUAAAUCAGUGCUUUACAUUAGGUGGCAUUAUUUCUAAAAAUUCUAAGAUGGGUAUUAUACGGUUUCAAUAUAAAUUGGGAUACCAUGUCAUGAUUGCACUAAAGGUGUAUUUAUCAGGUGUCAACAUUCUACUUAUCAGUUAAAUAAAAAUUAUACAUUCAUAGUUGAAACCAUAGAGAAUUACUCUAUGGUUGAAACCGCCACCAAGAGAUGGGAGUGCUGAUUACCCUAAAGCUAAAAUUACUCUAGCAAAUGUGAAAUAUUAAAUAUAAUAAUCUUACAAUUUAAAAUUAUAAUGUUACCUAAUUUAAAAUGUUUAAAUGUAAAUUGUAUGUAAAGGUUAAUACACAUAAACUUAAUACAAUCCAUAAUCAAAAACAUUUUUCUGUAUGAUACAUUUAAAAUGUAAGAUAGAUCUACUGAAUAUGAACA